CUCAGACGAGUUAAGUCUCAUCUUUUCCUUAUCGGUUAGGACCCAGGUAUGACAAUGCCGAUACAAUUGCGCCAUGCAUCAGACAAGUCAGCAAGUGUCGGCGGAUCAUAUGUACCGAACUUGCAAGGUCUUCAAGUCUUAUCAGUCAGACCGCUACAAACGGCAGCGGGGACCGGACGCAUUCCUCAUUGGAUGGUUUAAUCGCUAUAGGUUGGUAAACUUUUCAGGCAUUGGGCUCGCUUUCUCUUUGUCCCCGAGAACAUCUUAAUCUUGAUUAAUACAAGAUUUUCUUGGAUCCGUCUUACAGCACGGAGGAAUCGAUACUCAUGGCAGCAGAUGAGACAUCACCGUUACUCGAAAAUGCGGCCCCUCCGAGGAUACACAAGCCAAACAGGCCCGCCAAGCCCGUUGGUACCCUUUUCGGUCCCGCAAACCGCAUUCUCCUUGCCGGCUUCAUGAUGGCUUUCACCCUCGGCAUCACACAAGUUCCAAUCAAUUAUGUCUUUCGUCUUAUGGAAUGCGAUGUCUUCUACAGCCACAACCCCCCGUUUGAGGGACCCGGCGAUCGAUGUCAUCGUCGAGAGAUUAGUGCUGGCACUGCGACUCAGGUAUCUAUCCUAGGCAUGUCAACGUCCUUUAGCGGCGUGUUCAACUUAUUCAUAUGUGGCUACUUUAUCAAACUUUGGGGUCCGCGAUGGGCCUUCGUCUCCCAAACCGUACUUCUAGGUUUGAGGGUAUGUACACAGAUUGUCGCCGUAACGAUCGGUGGCCGGGAAGGUAUAAUCAUUUUCCAAGCUUGUCAAGCUAUAGGUAUCAUUGGAGGACCCCGCGGCUUUCAGCUAGUUCUCAACACCGCGGUGAGUGAGCUGGUCGCGCCCAAAGACCGCACGGCCGUUUUUGGUCGGCUACAGGGGUCAAUCAUGUUAGGAACUGCAUUUGGUUUCCUACUGGGAGGCGUGCUCGGCGAUAUCUACAAUAUUAGGCGUCCCUUCGAGACUGCGUUUUUUCUCUAUGUGGUUUCUUCGUUAUACGGAGCACUUUUCUUACCGACGGGAGCAAGCGAUGAGGCUGCCGGUAAGAAGCAAAAUGGUCGGGGAAUUAGUGCUUUCUUCGCACCUAUCAAGAUGAUCGCACCCCAUUCCUACCGUUUGGAGUCGGGCAAGGUCAUCAAGAAUUACAGCUUGAUCUUUCUCGCCCUAGGUAUUUUCCUCGGCGUCUUCUCUUCUGGAUACGUCCCGAUUCUUCUGCAGAUGUACGCUACGUCCGAAUUUGAUUUCGGCACCAGUGAGAACGGAUAUCUCAUGUUCGGUAACGCGGCUAUCCGCGGUAUAUUCUUACUUUUCAUGUUCCCGAAGAUCAUAUCUUCCGGUCGGACCUGGUUCAAUGGCACAUCAACACCAGCGGAAACUAGAGAACACGAAGUAGAACCCCAUAUUCCAGUGUGCCCAGGGGAUUUUGAAGCCGAUGAGGUCGGAGAAGUACCACAAGAGCCAAUACAGCCCCUUGAGGACGAGGAAGAUUCCGGGACCGGAUUUGACCUCUUCUUUGUCAGGUGGAGUCUAGUUGUCGACUCAAUAGUGACAGUCAUUGCUGGCUUCUCAACAGAGGGUUGGCAAGUAUACCUCGCUGGCUUUUUACUGCCGUUUGCUUCGGGAUCGGCACCGGCAGCCAAGGGGGUUAUGACUGAGCUAUGUCCCCCGCAGCAACGACAAGACGCCAUUAGUGCCAUUACCCUAGUGGAGAGCACAGCUACGCUAUUGACACAGGGACUUUUCGGCUUAAUCCUUGCUUUUUUCUCCGAAAUUGGCCAGCCGAGCUUAACAUUUUUCUGCAACGCCGGGUUUGCUGUACUCGGGUUUGCCGUUUUGUUUAUGGCACACCUCCCGCCACCUAACAGCAAGAGAAUUGACGACGAAGAUUCGGAAACAGAGACUGAGAACUAGAUCCGCUAGCCACGGCAUAAAAUACGCUUUUUUAAAAAAAAUAGGGGCGAAGACGAUUACCUAGAUGAACAUAUUAGACUGGAAGGUAUAUAUGCAUCAGUGCGAAGGGGAACAAGACUGACACGUCCUUCGCAAAUCCAUUUUAAACUACCUGUAUAGAUAUUCCGUGAUAGGGUAUUGAAUAAAGAUAACGGAUAAAUUUGUUUG
Messenger RNA from Daldinia vernicosa, 2150 nucleotides. RefSeq names its product MFS general substrate transporter. Gene Ontology annotation, molecular function: transmembrane transporter activity. NCBI's taxonomy places the organism in Eukaryota, Fungi, Ascomycota, Sordariomycetes, Xylariales, Hypoxylaceae. The transcript has 7 exons. The record is from RefSeq and is a predicted model, not a curated record. Gene Ontology annotation, biological process: transmembrane transport. The coding region runs from base 327 to 1943 and encodes 538 amino acids. Gene Ontology annotation, cellular component: membrane.